CGCACGACGUCACCCUCGCCGUCCUUCUCCCGCGCAUCGCCCGUCGCCGUCGCCGUCGCAGGCUGUCCGUCAGCCUCCCGUGCGUGUCCAUGCCAGUCGACCCCAGGCGGAGUGAGCCAUGACGCGUCGAUCGGAGCGCGUCAGUCGAGCACAGGCAGAGGCGGACCACGACCGCUGCUUCGAAGCAGUCACUCGUAUGUCAGUCUCUGACCCCUCCAGACCGUCGCUCUCUCGCACGUACAUACCUUAUCACUCCUCCAGCCGCUCCUUCGUCUCCCGAUAUUCCUCUCUUCGCCCGCGAUGUUCAUCUUCGGUCGUCCGCCACCUCCCGGGCCGCCGCGCCUCGCCAUUCCCGAGCUGCUCUUCGAGAUCUUCCGCGACGCGCGCCUGAGCAGGCGAGAUCUGUCGCACGCGGCGCUGGUGUGCAGGGCGUGGCACGCUGUCGCGGACGUGGUGCUCUGGGAGGACAUGCCGGGUCUCGCGCCGCUCCUGAUGCUCAUGCCUGCGGAUGCCUGGACGAUGACCCCAUCGAAGAGGAGGGUGGAGAAACAGACACUCACCUUCCGCCGUGCACUGCGCGCCUCCGACUGGGCGAAUGUCGCCACUCGAUCGUGCUCCGUUCGGCGGCUUACCCUCUUCGGCGCCCCACCAAAUUGCGUCCAGCGCGCCAUCAUCGCCUGCCCACCACCCGCGAACCUGCUUCCCAAGCUGCAGACGCUCACCCUCACCCAGCUCGUGGCCCGGCUCGGGAGCGGGGACACCUUCGCCACCGCGCUGGCCAGCGCCUUCCUCCACAUGCUCCUCAGUAGCAGCGCGGGCGGCCCCUGCUCCUCGCCCCGCCACCUGCGCCUCCGCGACUGCGCGCCCGACCUCGCCCGGCACGUCCUCGACCACCCACUCGCCGCCCGCCUCGAGGACGCCACGCUCGACGUGCGCCUCACCGACCUCGCGCGCCUCCCCGCGCCGCCCACCCUCCGCCGCCUCCGCGUGCACGCGCUCGACGACGCGCGCCGCGCCCUCCCGCUCCUGCCGCGCACCCUCCGCGACAUCCUCCCCGCCCACCGCGCGCUCGCCCGCCUCGCGCACGUCGAGAUCACGGGCCCGGUGCAGCUCUUCGACGCCGACGUCGCCGCGGUCGCGCGCGCGUGGCCGGCGCUGCAGACGCUCGUGCUCGCCCCGCACGCGACGGGCGCGUCGUGCCUGACGCUCGGCGCGCUCGUCCCGCUCGCGCGGCACUGCCCAAAGCUCGAGUUCAUCGCGCUGCCGCUGUGCGCGCUGGACGUGCCGAGCGAGGGCGCGGGGGGACACUACUACCUCGGCGGUCGCUCGGUUGCCCCCCUCGGUGGUCGCCCAGUUGCCUCCCUCGACGCCGCCCCCCUCGUCCUCGUCUUGUGGCGCGCGCUAGGACGCUCGGACAGAAACUACGGCGCCCAUGUGCCCGACUACGAUCCCGUUCUCCUCGCCAAGUUCCUCGUGUCGCUGUUCCCCGGGAUCCAGCGCGUGUCGAACGACUUGGCGGCGGAGCGCGUGGCGAAGGGACUCGCCAAGGAGAAGGUCGAGGACUACUGGGACACGCCAGUAGAGCAAGGCAUCUGGGACGAGCUCGAGCGCGCUAUGCCCAUGGUGCGUCCGCGCUAGCCAAGGGCGCGCCCGCGAGGGGUCGUGGACGGUGGAGCACGAGUCGUAGCACUUGGGUGGUGUUUCGAUGGUCGACGAAGUAGCGCCAUGUUAUCAGGCAAGUAUCCCUUUUGUCUCCCAGUCUCACUCGGUUUUGGAUGGAUAUUACGGUAGACCGGCUUCCGCACCCUGCUAUUUAUCAUAGUAGUGCCAC
Schizophyllum commune H4-8 is the source of this 1831-nucleotide messenger RNA. RefSeq lists its product as uncharacterized. Gene Ontology annotation, molecular function: protein binding. The transcript is spliced from 3 exons. Lineage: Eukaryota; Fungi; Basidiomycota; Agaricomycetes; Agaricales; Schizophyllaceae. The record is from RefSeq and is a predicted model, not a curated record. The coding region runs from base 301 to 1638 and encodes 445 amino acids.